GUGGUUGUGCGUGUGUGUGUGUGUGCGUGUGGUUGUGCGUCUUUCUGACGCCCAUCCCUCAGAACAGGAAAUGUGUGAUGAUCAGAGACGACGCGGAAGAACGAGAGAGAGAGAGAGAGAGGGGGACGAAUCUUGUUGGGUCAUAUUCUGUUUCUGGCUGAGUUUGAGGGUUAAUUAUGAGUCAACGCCUGAUCAUAUUAUCUUGCCUCCUAGCAGUUCUGGGUGGUGUGGAGUCUGACAUCAUCACUGUAAGAGAGGGACAAGAUGCCAAAAUCACUUGUUCUCAUACACUUGCAGAUGGCAACAUCAAAUACUUCUGCAAAGACCCGUGUUAUACAAGGACAGAUACCCUUGUCAAAUCUGAUGAUCAGUCUCCUCCAAAAAGAUUCUCUCUGGUUGAUCGUGGAAAUGGAGAGUUCACCGUCACCAUCUUUAAAGUGAGAUUGACAGACUCUGGGAAAUACUACUGUGGAGUGGAACGCUCCAUACUCAACACAUUCAAAGCAAUCACUUUACAGGUGAUCACUGCAGUCCCAUCCACUACACCAGGUGUAUCUUCUCACAGACCUUCCAAAACAACAGUUAGGGAUGUGACAACCAAAUCCACACGGCCUGAACACACGUCUCUCAGACCUCCUGAGCACAGAGAGGAAGAUGGAGCAGGUUAGUCCUUCACUGUCACAGAGGCAUUCCCUGUACUGGACCAACCCUUCCCACUCAUCUGCACACCCAUUUAUCAUUUGCAUUUCAAACGUUAAGUCUAGUUUGUGGCGUGAUAGGGUGUUGGUGCAUAUAGCAGGCGUAUAGUCGCUCAUCUCAUCUCUGCAGUGACUGCUAUGGUUAUACGUAUGUAGGUUGAUAAUAUGGUGUUAUGGUCAUACGUAGGUUGAUAAUAUGGUGUUAUGGUCAUACGUAGGUUGAUAAUAUGGUGUUAUGGUCAUACGUAGGUUGAUAAUAUGGUGUUGUGGUUAUAUAUAGGUUGGUAAUAUGGUGUUGUGGUUAUAUGUAGGUUGAUAAUAUGGUGUUGUGGUUAUAUGUAGGUUGAUAAUAUGGUGUUGUGGUUAUAUGUAGGUUGAUAAUAUGGUGUUGUGGUUAUAUGUAGGUUGAUAAUAUGGUGUUGUGGUUAUAUAUA
Molecule: messenger RNA, 1132 nt
Organism: Clupea harengus (Atlantic herring)
Lineage: Eukaryota; Metazoa; Chordata; Actinopteri; Clupeiformes; Clupeidae
Product: CMRF35-like molecule 1
Exons: 4
Coding region: 177-668 (163 amino acids)
Cellular component (GO): plasma membrane
Molecular function (GO): transmembrane signaling receptor activity
Source: RefSeq, a predicted model, not a curated record